Aspergillus puulaauensis is the source of this 1110-nucleotide messenger RNA. Its product is annotated as 2,3-butanediol dehydrogenase. Gene Ontology annotation, molecular function: zinc ion binding; (R,R)-butanediol dehydrogenase activity. Lineage: Eukaryota; Fungi; Ascomycota; Eurotiomycetes; Eurotiales; Aspergillaceae. The coding region runs from base 1 to 1110 and encodes 369 amino acids. The transcript is spliced from 2 exons. Gene Ontology annotation, biological process: butanediol biosynthetic process. The record is from RefSeq and is a predicted model, not a curated record. Gene Ontology annotation, cellular component: cytoplasm.
AUGGCGCGAGAGACCAUGCUUGCACUCCGUUUACACGGACGACAGGACAUAAAACUUGACACGGUUCCCAUUCCGAACUGCCUACCCAACCAGGUCCGAGUCCGCGUGGCCUACUGCGGAAUCUGUGGCUCGGAUAUACACGAGUACGAGGCAGGGCCUAUUCUCGCCCCUCAAGCGCAGGAGACAAACCCCCACUCUGGCGCAAGGCUUCCCGUGAUCCUUGGGCAUGAAAUGUCCGGCACCGUUGUUGAAGUCGGGCCAGAUGUAGAGGGUAUCCGCAUUGGGCAGAAAGUGGUCGUGAACCCAUUGCUGGCGGACUCGCAGAUCCAAGCCCAGGCAUGCUUUUCUUGUCUGCGGGGGUCCUUUAACACUUGCAAACGGUCUACAUACUACGGAAUCAACGCGCCGGGUGGUGGAUUCUCUAGUGAGAUUUGUGUCAGUGCAGCUAAUGUCGUUCCUGUUCCUGAGACUGUCUCGCUGAGGGCUGCUGCUCUUGCGGAACCUUUGGCUGUAGCUUGCCAUAUGAUCGAGCGGUCUGGUUUCACGGCCGGUGACAAUGUGUUGAUUCUUGGUGCGGGGCCAAUUGGGUUGGCUCUACUGAUGCUUCUACGCUCGAAGGGGGCGAAGAGGGUUCUGGUGAGCGAGGUGUCUGAGCUGCGAAUCAGCCACGCCAGGCGUCUUGGGGCGGACCUCGUCAUAGACCCUCUAAAGGGUGGGAAGGAUUCCAAUCCUGUCCUCAAGGCAGUUUAUGACUUGACAGACGAGGGCGUCGAGAUUGCCUUUGACGCAUCUGGCCUGCAGACUACUCUUGACACCGCCAUCGCGUCGGUCAGACCGGGGGGGACUAUUUUCAAUGUUGCGAUUCAUGAGAAGCCAUUGAGUCUCGAUCUCAAUGCUUUAUCCCUGCAGGAGAAACGGUUGACUGGUGGGAUUUGCUACCUGAAAAGGGACUUUGAAGAGGUUCUGGCUCUCCAGGAAUCAGGAAGACUUCCAGCAGAAGAGAUGAUUACGUCUGUUGUGCCACUCUCGGGCGUCAUUGAGGGGGGGUUUCAGGAACUGAUGGUCCAUAAAGCGAAGCAUGUCAAGAUUCUCAUUCAGCCGGGCGUUUAA